Sorex fumeus (smoky shrew) is the source of this 1886-nucleotide messenger RNA. It is a transcript of the gene TRAIP, whose product is annotated as TRAF interacting protein. The coding region runs from base 194 to 1609 and encodes 471 amino acids. Lineage: Eukaryota; Metazoa; Chordata; Mammalia; Eulipotyphla; Soricidae. The transcript has 15 exons. The record is from RefSeq and is a predicted model, not a curated record.
GAUUCUCCACGGCCCCCGCGGACGUUAGUCCCGCCUGAGAUGGUUGUCCAAUCCGGAGUCAGCAUGCAGGCCCCGCCUCCGUGCUAGUGACGCCACAUCCGGUCCGCCGCCGGAAGUCGCGCUUUGUAACCGAAUUUGAAGUGAGCCGAGCGGCGAGAGCCGGGUUUCUGGGGCUCUUAGAGCCACAGUCACGAUGCCUAUCCGUGCGCUCUGCACCAUUUGCUCCGAUUUCUUCGACCAUUCCCGCGAUGUGGCCGCCAUCCACUGCGGCCACACCUUCCACCUGCAGUGCCUCUUCCAGUGGUUCGAGACAGCACCAAGUCGGACUUGCCCUCAGUGCCGAAUCCAGGUUGGCAAAAAAUCUAUUAUCAACAAACUCUUCUUUGACCUUGCCCAGGAGGAGGAGACUGUCUUAGAUGCAGAAUUCUUAAAGAAUGAAUUGGAUAAUACCAGAGCCCAGCUUUCCCAAAAAGAGAAAGAGAAACGAGACUGCCAGGCCAUCAUUGACACUCUGAGGAACAUGCUGGAAGAGCGCAAUGCCACCGUGGAUUCUCUGCAGCAGGCCUUAGACCAGGCUGAAAUGUUGUGCUCCACCCUCAAGAAGCAGAUGAAAUUCUUAGAGCAGCAGCAGGAUGAGACCAAACAAGCACGGGAGGAGGCCCGCCGACUCAGGAGCAAAAUGAAGACCAUGGAGCGGAUUGAGCUUCUACUCCAGAGCCAGCGACCUGAGGUGGAGGAAAUGAUCCGAGACAUGGGAGUAGGGCAGUCAGCGGUGGAGCAGCUGGCUGUGUACUGCGUGUCCCUUAAGAAAGAGUAUGAGAAUCUUAAAGAAUCACGGAAGACCUCGGGAGAGCUAACUGACAAGCUGAAGAAAGACUUGUUUUCCUCUAAAAGCAAGUUGCAGGCAGCCUACUGUGAUCUGGACCAGGCCAAGUUGGAGCUUAAGUCAGCCCAGAAGGACUUACAGAGUGCUGACAAGGAAAUCACGAGCCUAAAAAAAAAACUAACGAUGCUGCAGGAAACACUGAACCUCCCGCCAGCAGAUAGAGAGACUGUGGACCGCCUGGUUUUGGAAAGUCCAGCCCCUCUGGGUAUGCUGAACCUGAAGCUUCGCCGACCAAUCUUCAAUGAUGAAAUUAACCUCAAUGCUACCUUUGAUGUGGACACCCCCUCAGACCGAUCCUCUGGCAUCCACUGUGGUCUUGCCAAGAAGCACUGCUUAGAGAAGGCAUACAAUUCAGUUGAGGACAUCUCCAAGAAGAUGCCCAGCAACGCCAUGCAGGAGUCCCCACUCCCUCUGAGCAGCCAGCACCGCCUGCAAGAGCCAGAUGAGGAGCUGGGUAGUGCCUUCCCUGUCUUCAUCCGGAAUUCAGUCCUGGGCCGGAAGCAACCCCUGAAGAAGAGAAUUGAGUCGAGUCGCAGCACAGAUGGGAUAAGGACAGGCUUCGAUGGAUUUGGAGGCCGGACAAAAUUCAUCCAACCUAGUGACAGUCCUGUCAUCCGUUCACGUCCACUGCUUGUGAGGCCUAAGGCCAAGGCUAAAUCAAGAGUGAGGGCAAAGACAACGCUCCCUGCCUCCCAGGCCAAGCUGGACACGUACCUGUGGUAGCAAGAACACUUGAAUCUUAUCAGUGGUCAGAUAAACCUCCAAUGUAGAGGCUGAAGACUGGUCUUGAGGACAUGACUCUUCGUGGAGCCACUGUGACCCACGCACUACUCUGCCAGCCAGGCAGGCUAAUAGAGGUCCCACUUAUAGUCAUGAUCAGACGUGGGUUGACUGUUUCUCAUUCUCCACACCAGAGUCUUGACUGUAUAAAGUGUUUGAGGCUUCCUGGGCAACUCCAGCCUGCCUAGGCUUCCAUCUGCCCCUGAUUUGCUGCUAGGCA